ACAAAAUAGUUUUGUCAACACUUCCUGCCAUACUCCAACUCAAACUCAAACUCUUACAUACAUACUGUAGAUAUUGUUGGAGUAACUGAAUUCUUUACAAUGGCCUUGAUUCGACGGCAAUUAUUCGUGAGACGACAUGUUCAGUAUUCAUUAUUGAGAAAAAGCACCCGUGCUGAUUCCAUGUUUGAUGGACAACUUGAAAAUUGGAACAAAGACGAAAAAGUGACCUCUCAUAACCACGGUGAUUCCAGUAGCCCUGUGUCUAUCUUGUAUUUGAAUGCAUCUCAUGGGCCCAAAUCUCUGAUUGCUCAAUCGAUGCAAGAGUUUUGGCCCCAGUUGUCAUUCCCAUAUGAGCUUCAAGAGCGAAAUCUCCUCCAAAGCAAACUCAUCCCUUAUGGAUUGGACCAUGUUACGGCCAAAAUGAGAUUGAUCCAUAACGAGGGCACACCGGAUGAUAAAGCCCUGUUCCAACCCGUUUUAGAUAUGGCCGAUGAGCUCAAUCGAACCGACAUUUUAGUCAUAGGAACGCCCAUGUGGAACUUUUCUGUGCCGUAUAUAUUGAAACAGUACAUUGACAUUUCAAUUCAACCGGGGAUCAAUUUCUUAGAGAAACCACUUCGACCGGUAACGUCAGGGAAAUCUUUGGUUAUAGUGACAUCUUGCGGUGGAACUUAUCGUGAUGGGAGCCGUCCGGACUUCUUGGGACCUUACCUGAAGGACAUAUUUCAUAUGGUGGGCUUUGAAAGGGCUUUUGAAGUGAACAUUCAAGGUGCUGCCCAAAAAGACAGGACCAAGUUGUUGAGUAGUGCACGUUUGAAAUUGCUGGAGAUUGCGGCCAACCUUGGCGAAACAAACGGCAGAGCUUCGAGUUGAAUGCUUGAUUUAUCUUGAUCACUCAUGUCAAAAGAAAUGUCCAUGACAAGUCGGAGCCGAGCCAAAUUUUUAAGACCAAUUCACAUUAUUGCAAUAAAAUGCUUACAAGUUAAUCAUAAA
Messenger RNA from Tigriopus californicus, 993 nucleotides. Its product is annotated as FMN-dependent NADH:quinone oxidoreductase-like. Bases 100 to 873 code for a protein of 257 amino acids. The record is from RefSeq and is a predicted model, not a curated record. Lineage: Eukaryota; Metazoa; Arthropoda; Copepoda; Harpacticoida; Harpacticidae. The transcript has a single exon.